GUUGCACUGCUCCAUCCACGCGCGCCAUUACAAUAAGAGGGCGUAUGCACUCACCCCCGCUUCUUAACGCACGUAAGCCAGGCGCAUUCCGAGGUGAUACCUUUUAUUCAUUCCCGUCAGUGCCUGGUACUUGCUAGGAAUACUUGGUAUUACAUUAGCUAGCAGCAGGACAGGGGCUAUGCUGCGCACUCCAGUGCAGCGCACUGGCCCUCGCUCGGGAAGCCAUGCACAGCGCCAGGCGGGCUUGCUACAACGUCAUGCACCUUGCCUGGUCGCGCCAGCGCGUCAGAGGCUGACCAGGCGAUCGAUGGUCAUCCACGCCAGCGCCUCGCAAGGCGACGCGGAAUCCCAGCCGGGCUUCAAGCAGGGCUUGUUCGGCUCUAUUGCAAAGUCGCUGUCCGACUACGGCAUCGGCAAGAAGAGCAUCUGGGAGGGCGGCGUGGGCCUGUUCGUGCUGGCGGGCGGCGGCGCGGCGGUGGCGCUGGUGGCGUGGGCUCGCGGCAACGCGCUGCGCACCGGCACCCCCUACCAGGCCACCAUCGAGUUCCCGCUGGCGUGCGGCAUCCAGAUCGGCACGCCGGUCCGUAUCCGCGGCGUGCAGGUGGGCCAGGUGCUGGCGGUCAAGCCCAGCCUGGAGCGGGUGGACGUGCUGGUGGAGGUGAACGACGUGUCCACGGUCAUCCCGCGCAACAGCGUCAUCGAGGCCAACCAGUCCGGACUCAUCGCCGAGCCGCUGGUGGACAUCACGCCGCAGGUGCCUGUGCCCGAUUACCGGGCCCUGCCUCACGAGCCGCGCUGCCAGGAUGAGUCGCUCAUCGUGUGCAGCAACGGACACAUACAAGGCCGGCAGGGUGUGGCGCUGGACGACCUGGUCUACAUCAUGACUAGGCUGGCCCGCCAGGCCGAGAAUGACGGCGUGGACAAGGUGUUUGCGGCCGCCGAGUCCGCAACACAGCUCAUGGAGAAGGCGGCGCCGCUGGUGUCCAGCGCGGCGGAGCUGGUGGAGCAGCUCACGCCGCUCAUGGCGGAGCUGCGGGGCGGAGGGCUGGUGGGCAACAUCGAGGCGCUCACCCGCACCGCCGCCGACGCCGCCGCCGACAUCCGGCGGCUGCAGGGCUCCGUGCUCACCGAGGACAACGUGCGCGCGCUGCGGCAGGCGGUGCUCACGCUGUGCAAGACUCUGGACCACGUGGAGUCCAUCUCCGCCGACGUGUCCAUCCUGGCGCGCGACAGCGGCGUGCAGCGCAACCUCAAGACCCUGGUGCAGGCGCUCAGCAGGCUGCUGGACGACUGAGGCGCGCGAGGGGCGAGGAGGAGGGCGCGGAGGAGGGUGUGGAGGAGGGUGUGGAGGAGGGUGUGGAGCAGGCAGGCAGGAAGAGGAGGAGGCAGGCAGCGGAAGGCGCAAGCGGAGGGCACAGCGAGGAGGUGGAAUGGCCGAAGUUUAUGCUGCUGAGGACACGUAGCGGUACCGGGGGCAAGAUGGUGUUAGUAGGGGGUGCCGGAGAUACGACGACGUUAUUGAAGUAGGGCUUUUGCGGAGGCCGGGAUUCUUGUUGGCAGCUGAGGAUGCGACUGGAGCAGCUGCAGUGCUUGCAGGGUCGUGGGAUGGUAAAUGUAUGUGUGUGCUAGCGUGUGGCGAUGCGCGGAGGUGCGUGCCAUGUGUCCUCGUGUGGUGUGUUGUGCAGGGCGCUGUGUAGCACGGUGAAGCUCUGUCUCGCGCGCGAGAGGCAUCCGGGCUGCAUGCUGCGCACAUGGGAUGACACACGCGGCCGGGUGCACGGACGGGAAGGCAGAUGUUUACAAGCAACACGCUCACGCAUCUGUCAGUUUGGUCCGCACUCGGCACUCCGCAGAGCAGCGAGGGUCGUACACGGCAGGGGGUGCCGUGUCGUGUCGCGGAGGCGGCGCCGCGGCGGAGCGGGACCUGAGGUCAUGCCAAUGCAAAGGACGCCAGACACGCCAACCCUUCGGAGCGGGGCCUUCGUUUCAGUGUCAUUUAAACGAUGGGAGCAGGCGGUUAAGCGAAGUCGCC
This is a messenger RNA of Chlamydomonas reinhardtii, 2032 nucleotides long. RefSeq lists its product as uncharacterized. The record is from RefSeq and is a predicted model, not a curated record. Gene Ontology annotation, cellular component: chloroplast inner membrane. The transcript is spliced from 10 exons. Gene Ontology annotation, molecular function: lipid carrier activity; phospholipid binding. NCBI's taxonomy places the organism in Eukaryota, Viridiplantae, Chlorophyta, Chlorophyceae, Chlamydomonadales, Chlamydomonadaceae. Bases 308 to 1294 code for a protein of 328 amino acids.